This is a messenger RNA of Apis mellifera (honey bee), 2243 nucleotides long. RefSeq names its product transient receptor potential mucolipin. Gene Ontology annotation, molecular function: NAADP-sensitive calcium-release channel activity. The record is from RefSeq and is a predicted model, not a curated record. The transcript has 4 exons. Lineage: Eukaryota; Metazoa; Arthropoda; Insecta; Hymenoptera; Apidae. Bases 278 to 2173 code for a protein of 631 amino acids. Gene Ontology annotation, cellular component: plasma membrane; lysosomal membrane.
AUCAUAUAUCCCCACUACUCGAUCAGCUGGUUUCACAAAUGGCCGAAAUAGCGCGCUGAUCAGUCAAGUCGAGUGCGUGCAUUGGAUGGCCUGCGAUGGCCGCUGUUAACGACAUCGUAUUAUUGCAAUUGUCUUUCAUUGUGUGUAACAAAUCAAUCAACGUAUGUGAACAAUUCUCCCUUUCAUCAUUUCUCGGAAACUGGGACGAUAAUCCCGCGGGAUAAAUUAUUUUUAAUCGACAAUUUAAAUCGAACUGUCGAGACAAGAAACGAUCGAAAUGUCGGAGCCACGAAAAAGAAUGGUAAAGGAUGAAUCCAGAGGAAAUAUUCUUAGAAAUCAUUCCUGGAGUAAUGGACCCGACAGUGAAGACGAACAAGCUGGUGAAAAUGAAUUACUUAAUGAAUGUUCGGUCAGUCCAAGUCAUCAUCGAUCAACUAUAACAGAUCAGCCUAUCUGUAAUAUGUCCCUGUUUACUGAAGAAAAAAUGCGAAGAAAAUUAAAAUUUUUCUUUAUGAAUCCUAUUGAAAAGUGGCAAGCAAAGCGACGUUUUCCAUAUAAAUUUAUCGUACAAGUUAUUAAAAUUUUGUUAGUCACGAUACAACUGUGUUUAUUUGCACAUAAUAAUUACAUUCAUGUAAAUUAUACUUGGGAUAAUCGAAUAGCUUUCUCACAUCUAUUUCUCAGAGGAUGGGAUAGUUCUUUAGAGGUACCUGUUUAUCCACCAGUAACAGGUCCUUUGGCAAUUUAUAAGCGAGAUGAUUUCUAUAAUACGAUUGAUUAUGCUUUAGAUGGUUAUUAUAAUGUUAGUAAUGCAGUUGGAUCUUAUUCGUACAUUGCAGAAAACAAUUCAGUUGGCCCAGUUAUUCUAUGUUUAUAUCAAUAUAAAGAAGGUAUUAUAUUCGGUUUUAAUGAAAGUUAUGUUUUUGAUAAAGAAAUCAUUGAAACUUGCAUAAAUAUAACUGAUAAGACUUAUACUGAAUCUAGUAAAUCAAAAUUAUUAUUAUUUAAGCAAAAUAUUAAAGUGAAUUUUUCAGCACUUGUUAGAGCUCAUUUAAUGUUUGCUUUGAAAACGGUUAAUUUGAAAGCUGCAGGACCUAUGACACCUCCUGAUUGUUAUCAAUUUAAUAUUAAAAUUAAUUUUGACAAUCGUGACUUUGAUGGACAAAUGUUACUUUCAUUAGAUGCUGAACCAAAAAGAUUGCAAUGUAAAGGUGAUACGCGUUAUGUAACGGAUAAUCGUAUUGAAUCAGCUUUAAGGACAUUGUUAAAUUUAUUUGUAAUUUUAAUUUGUACUGUAUCUCUUAUAUUAUGUUCAAGAGCUAUAUAUAGAGCACAGUUAUUAAAAUUUGAAACUAUGAAUUUCUUCAAAAAGGCAUAUGGUAAAAUAUUAAGUCUUGAAGGAAGAUUAGAAUUUUUAAAUCUCUGGUAUGUUAUGAUCAUUGUGAAUGAUCUCUUAAUUAUUAUGGGUUCAGCUAUAAAAGAACAAAUUGAACGAAAACAAUUUGGCAGUGAUCAUUGGAAUAUAUGCAGCAUAUUUCUUGGCACAGGAAAUUUACUCGUUUGGUUCGGCGUAUUAAGAUAUCUUGGUUUCUUUAAAACAUAUAAUGUUGUUAUUCUAACGUUGAAAAAAGCAGCCCCUAAAGUAGCACGAUUUUUAAUAUGCGCAAUUCUUAUUUAUGCUGGUUUCACGUUCUGCGGUUGGUUAAUUUUAGGACCAUAUCAUAUGAAAUUUAGAUCACUUGCUACAACUUCCGAAUGUCUUUUUGCACUCAUUAAUGGUGAUGAUAUGUUUGCUACAUUUUCGGCAACGUCAUUCAGUAAAUCACCGAUGUUAUGGUGGUAUUCUAGAAUGUAUUUAUAUACAUUUAUUUCAUUAUAUAUAUACGUGGUUUUAAGUUUAUUUAUUUCUGUGAUAAUGGAUGCUUACGAUACGAUCAAAAUUUAUUAUCGCGAUGGUUUCCCAAAAAAUGAUUUGCAAACUUUUAUUGCGGCAUGUACUGACGAAGCGUCUAGUGGUCUUUAUAAAGAUGAUUCUGAAGAUAGUGAUUUAUCAGAAUUUAUAGAUCGCUUUUGUUGUUGUCGGAAAAGACCCUUUUAUGGGUCAUUCUCAGAAUCAAGUACAAAAUUCUCGACAAAAUCGGAACAAACGUGUGGAGGAGCAAUCUGUAUAUAGUGCAUUAAAGGACAAUAAUGUUUUGAAUAAAGAUUAUGGUUCCAUGGCAGAUAAACGGUAUUAUUAUAAU